AUGCGUGAAUAUGAGAAACUUCUAGAGGGAUGGGCUGAACAACUGGGAAAAGUAUCAGAGUCCAUGCUUGGUAUGCUCGCCAUUUCAGAAAGCCGAAGAGCUUCAGGCCAAGCGGUGCAAUCGCAGAAUCUUCAGAUUCUAGCUUUUGUAUUCAUUCCUAUAUCUACCGUGGCUUCUGUAUUCGGUAUGAAUACAUUGGAAGUGAAUGAAUCGAAGCCGAAAAUGUGGCAAUUUGCCGUGGCUGCGAUCGGAUCUAAAAUUCUGGCAGCGCUUAUCGCUUGGCUGUAUCAUUAUCACGACUCGAUUUCUGUCAUCAAGCUUCUUAAUGCGAUUAAACGCCCGGACUCAUCUAUUUAUCAGUCGAGUGCAUCGAUGCUAUUUCCUAUAAAUAAUCAGACCGAGGAACCCACGCAAUAUGGUUCUCCCCAGUUUCCGGUGCGCCCUCAGCGAGUUUCACAAGAGCAUAUAAGCGAUUUCUCGCUUGAGAGUGGGCCUGGGAAUUUAUCGGGAGCUUCUGGUGAGGAAAACUUGCCAUUGGACGAGUUCUUCGUCGAUCACACGGGACUUCAGAAUCAAUCGUGUGCGGUGAUGUAG
Penicillium angulare is the source of this 594-nucleotide messenger RNA. RefSeq lists its product as uncharacterized. Bases 1 to 594 code for a protein of 197 amino acids. The record is from RefSeq and is a predicted model, not a curated record. NCBI's taxonomy places the organism in Eukaryota, Fungi, Ascomycota, Eurotiomycetes, Eurotiales, Aspergillaceae. The transcript has a single exon.